Molecule: messenger RNA, 963 nt
Organism: Iphiclides podalirius (scarce swallowtail)
Lineage: Eukaryota; Metazoa; Arthropoda; Insecta; Lepidoptera; Papilionidae
Source: the annotation of a GenBank genome assembly
AUGAGCGAGUCGCCAGGCGUAGAGUGGCUGCCGGCCUACAGUCCUGGUCCACCGCGCCAUAGCCCGCUAGGGCCUAUUCCUCGUUUUCUUUACGAAGAUGUGCAGCCCCCGUGUCUCCAACAAGAAAAUAACAACAAGGAAAUAGAGCUUAAAGAAAAUAUGAACAAAAUCAAACACACUAAACCAGCGUACAGUUAUGCAAGCAUGAUCCGGCUUGCCAUCAGCAGUUCUCCCAAUGGUAAAAUGACCCUCAACGAGAUCUAUAACUACAUCUGCAAUGCAUUUCCAUAUUACAAAGAAGCAGGGAAAGGAUGGAUGAAUUCAAUAAGACACAAUCUUUCACUGAAUAAGUGUUUCAUGAAAGUGCCCCGCAGCAAGGACGACCCGGGCAAAGGCUCUUACUGGGCAAUGGACAGCUCCUACAAAAUAGCCGAGGUCACGCCGCGGCGGCGUCGUAGUUUCAGGAUGGCCCCAUACAGUCCGGAGUGCAGUUCGAAUAGCAGCGGUGAGGCUGGUAUAAUACCGUCUGCGGUUGACGCAGCGCCAACCCCGCCUGCCACACCUACCACUCCCACCACGCCUACUUCGCCAACGGUCACCGCAGUUAUCAAAGAAGAGACCAUCGUUAAAGAGGAAAAAGACAUGAGCCACACUGACGAUGCCCUCUCAGCACUGAUGAAUGAAGAGCUGAUGCCAGAUGUCGACAUAAGCAGAGAGCGGUGGUGGUGGUCGGGCGCGCGCCGCCACGUGUGCGGCGCCACGCGGCACAGCUCGCUCACCGACGACUACGGCAACUUCGUGGAGACGCGCGACGACUGCGACUGCCCCGUCGACGACUCGCCCUGCCCCGCGCCCGCGCCCGCCCCCGCCCACGCGCCCGCCUCCGCCUCCGCUUCCGCUUCCGCCUCCGCUCCCGCCUCCGCCCUGCCGCCCGCGCCCGUCGCGCUCUGGCCCGGCGCCUUA